Molecule: messenger RNA, 735 nt
Organism: Nannospalax galili (Upper Galilee mountains blind mole rat)
Lineage: Eukaryota; Metazoa; Chordata; Mammalia; Rodentia; Spalacidae
Gene: Mrps14
Product: mitochondrial ribosomal protein S14
Exons: 3
Coding region: 72-479 (135 amino acids)
Biological process (GO): translation
Cellular component (GO): ribosome; mitochondrial small ribosomal subunit
Molecular function (GO): structural constituent of ribosome
Source: RefSeq, a predicted model, not a curated record
UUGAAGUUGUUGGCAGAGUGAGAGUGUGGGAGCAGGUCACAAUGAUUUAAGAGGAACACUUAUAGUCCAAGAUGUUUGGGAGGCUGAGAAGAGGAUCACUUGUGCUUAAGAUUUGGAGACCAGCCUGGGCAAACAUGUUGGUUCCUUCAUCAGCUUCAGGACAAAUUCGAAGUUACCAUGUAGACUGGAAAAUGGUGCGGGAUGUGAAGAGACGAAAAAUGGCCUAUGAAUAUGCAGAUGAGAGGCUGCGGAUCAAUUCACUUAGGAAGAAUACCAUUUUGCCAAAAGGCCUUCAGGAAAUAGCUGAUGAAGAAAUUGCUGCCCUUCCCCGGGAUAGCUGUCCUGUGAGAAUCAGAAAUAGGUGUGUUAUGACAUCCCGUCCUCGUGGUGUAAAGCGGCGAUGGAGGCUUAGUCGCAUAGUCUUCCGUCACUUAGCUGACCACGGGCAACUUUCUGGCGUCCAGCGAGCAAUGUGGUAAACAGUUUCAGAACCUACUGAGCUUUCAGGAAAGCCAGUGCUGGCAGCAAGGAGAGACUUUUCCAAUAGACUAAACCCUAGGAUAUAUGAGGCUCUAGAAUGUUUAGUUGGCAUGAUGCUGUCUGUGGGUAAAUUACUUUUAUAUUUUAAGUGAAAAAAUGUGGAUAUUUCUGUCAUUGAAUUGUCCUUUCUCUUUAACUUUAUAGACAUAUUCUAUACAAGGAGUAAGAGUGAAAUAAAAAUACUUUGUGAAAAUA